CACUGGGCCGAGUCCGUUCAAAUAAGGAGCCUAUAUAAUAGAAAAACCCUAAUCCCCACUUCAGUUUGUCAUUUUAGGGUUUCCCUGUUAAUCAGAGCCAACCGGAGCGCGGCAGCCACCGUCACACAACCCCCAAACUGCCACCAUGGGUCGUAUGCACAGUCGAGGUAAGGGUAUUUCAGCUUCAGCUCUUCCAUACAAAAGGACUCCACCAAGUUGGCUCAAAAUCUCUGCUCCUGAUGUUGAGGAUAACAUCUGCAAGUUCGCCAAAAAGGGUUUGACACCUUCCCAAAUUGGUGUUAUUCUUCGUGAUUCUCAUGGGAUUGCUCAGGUGAAGAGUGUUACUGGUAGCAAGAUUCUCAGAAUUCUGAAGGCUCACGGUCUUGCUCCUGAAAUUCCCGAGGAUCUUUACCAUCUCAUCAAGAAAGCAGUGGCAAUCAGGAAGCAUCUUGAGAGGAACAGGAAAGACAAGGAUUCCAAGUUUAGAUUGAUUCUCGUUGAGAGCAGGAUUCAUCGACUUGCUCGCUACUACAAGAAAACAAAGAAGCUUCCACCAGUCUGGAAGUACGAGUCUACCACCGCCAGUACUCUUGUGGCUUAGAGGAGAUCAUGGAGCGGCGGGAUUACUAGUAUUGUAGUCAAGUGCUUAAGUCCUAUUUUGAAAAUUAAUAGACUAAGUUGUUUUUCUAUGACUGAGUUGUUUGAAUUGAACAAAUUUUGUUUUUCUGAGAGAUGAUAAGGGAAACAUUUCUUGCAUUAUCCAAUUCUCUUAUUGCUA
Capsicum annuum is the source of this 778-nucleotide messenger RNA. Its product is annotated as 40S ribosomal protein S13. Gene Ontology annotation, biological process: translation. Gene Ontology annotation, cellular component: cytosolic small ribosomal subunit; nucleolus; ribosome. The transcript has 5 exons. Lineage: Eukaryota; Viridiplantae; Streptophyta; Magnoliopsida; Solanales; Solanaceae. The record is from RefSeq and is a predicted model, not a curated record. The coding region runs from base 146 to 601 and encodes 151 amino acids. Gene Ontology annotation, molecular function: structural constituent of ribosome; small ribosomal subunit rRNA binding.